UUCAUUCACACAGGUUUAGAGACUACAUUAAAUAUAUAAAACUACUGUCACUUUUUAAUAUCAUUCCACAACUUCGAUCAUUAGAAAAAAUAUAAGCGGACUAGUAAGGAUAUAAAAUAAAAGUGUAAAGACUAUUUAGAUUUUUUAAAAAGAUGGAGUUCGAUGAAGAGGAAUGGAGAAGAAAGUUUGACAACUAUGAUAUGAAUAAAGAUGGGGUAAUAUCUGGUGAGGAAAUUACACGCUUGAUGCAAUAUGUAGGAUUUAAUCCAACAAAAGCAGACGAGGAAGACUUUUUGCAAAGACUUGGAAAAUCAAAAUGCAAGGAAGAGGAAAUAAUAACUUUCGAGGAGUUCUUUGAGCUGGUAAAGACACUUCCCGAUCCGAGUGGAGAGUUGUACGUGGCUUUCAAAUGCUUUGAUAAAGAUGACAGUGGUUAUAUUGAUAAAGAAGAAUUAAAAGAAAUAUUGACAAGUGGAUACAUGGAUCCUAAUGAUAUUGAUGAAAUUUUUGCACUGGUGGAUGACGAUAAAAACGGGAAAAUUGAAUUUAAGGAGUUCAUUACGCUUUUCAAGUAAAGAUCAUAGUUGCUAAGAAGCCAGCAUUGUUGUUUCAACUUUGGUCAUCAAUAAAGAAUUCAAUAUAUCCAAUAUACAUGUAUCAGUAUUGACUACCUGAUUAGAAAAUCUGAUAUUGUUUGGUGCGAUCAAUUAUAAUCUGUAUAUUAUUGUAUGUUAAUAUCAUAACCAUAUUUUACACGUCAAAAGAACAUAACUCUACAAUUUGUUAAACAUUUAGCCCGCUGCAGUCCAAAGUGUGUAGUCUUUGCCACCAGUGCACCACUAGAAUAAAUCCAGGAAUAUCAUUUUGAUAAUCUCAAAAUGAUAAUGGACUGUUCAAAACAAGGAAGUUGUACAAGUCUUAUUCACUAGGUUUAGGAUUAAUUUAAUACAUGUACAAUGAUGAUAUAGCCAGUUUAUGUUGUGACAUUCAAAGAUAGACAAAUACAAAGACAUGUUCAAUAUGGUCAAACAUUUUUAUCUCAAUAAUUAGUUUUUAUCCAUUGGCACAUUUCGAUUGAAUCCUUGCUUGAAUAUUACUGCAUAUAUAUGGAUAUACACAUUGCCUUUUGUCAAAUUUUUCUAUGACAAUUCAA
Molecule: messenger RNA, 1153 nt
Organism: Ruditapes philippinarum (Manila clam)
Lineage: Eukaryota; Metazoa; Mollusca; Bivalvia; Venerida; Veneridae
Exons: 6
Coding region: 153-575 (140 amino acids)
Molecular function (GO): calcium ion binding
Source: RefSeq, a predicted model, not a curated record